AUGCAGCCCGCGGGCGGUCUGGGAGGAGGUCCGGUCGGGGAGGUGCAGGGCCCCCGGUUCGCGUCUCUUCGGCGACGCGGGGGCUGUCAAGGCUCUCUCCGGUGCCCCUGGGUUCUUUUGUCCUACGCGCGGUGCGCCGGAGCCGGCCGGGAGGGAGCAGGGGAUGGGGGUGGGGUGUUUGGAGCGACGCGGAGGUCUGCGAGGCGCCAGGGCGGGAAAAGCUUGCCCCGAACCAGUAGGGAUGUGCAAGAAUUUUAUCUCACCCUGAGGAGCGAAGUGGAGGCUUUUGCUCUGGUCUCAACGAGCAAACCAGCGCUCAGAUCGCUCUUCAGACAAAGGUGGCGCGGGGACCCGAAUCUGGGGCCUCUAGGACCAGCCCUCUCGCCCGGACUACUGCAGUCCUCCUUUUCCUUCCAUUUCCCCACCCCCUCCCAGCCCGCGGCCCUAGUUGAGCAACUUUACUGGCGGGUCUUGCGGCGGCGGAGAGCGAGUGGCGGCAGCUCCGGGGGACGCCCUCGGCUGGAGCGCCCCACCUCCCUGCGGAGGCGUGGGCGCCGCCGGUCUACAUCCCUGCUGCGCCGUAGCAAGUCCUGCAAGUCCCCAGGAGAUGCUACGGGAGGGAGGAGAAAUCUACGCGGCGCCUGGAGAGCUGUCCCGCGGUGCGCACACCCACAGGCGGAAGGACAGUCUCGCUAUCUGUGUCCGUUCCUCAUCUUUGUCUCUCCCUCUCUGUCUCCAUCUUCUCUGCCUCUCUUCCCCUCUUCCAGCCUCUGCUUGGUCUCUUUCGCUCCUGCGUCCCCUCCCCCCACGGCUGACAAAUGAAUGGCUAGUGUGAAAUCCCUGCCUCCUCUGUCCGCGGAGGCUGGCAAGGAGGGAGGAGCGAGGGAGGCGGUGCGCUCCUUCGGAUCUACCCCCACUUGCUGUGCUUCGAGCUUGCAGAACCCAGAUGUCUAGGAAUAGGGAGUUUCUUGGUGGGUGUGGGCGCCCCCUGAUGGAGAAAUGCAGCACAUGUGGAGGACAACGAGCGCCCCGCCACCCCAAACCAAAUGAGCCGCUUUCACAGCCAUGUAUUCAAGGAUGGAGCACCCUAGCUUCCCCUUCAGUUGUUAGUGUUCUACUUCGGAAUCUGCGACGUAAAUCUAGGGGUUUGGAGGGCCCAGGAAGGAGACUUGUCUUUAAGGGCCGAAGCGCCUUCUCCCGAGUCAGCUGGGACAUGCGCGGCACUCUGGGCCAAGCCUGCAGUUUGGUGGACUAACGCACGUGGCCAAGGGAGGAUCCAGGUCUCGGAGGGCUUGGCGCUCAAUCUUGGACGUCACUUUAAGAAAGAUCAUACAGAAUGCCUUACUUUUGGAAAUUUUAUUAAGGCCCACGACCACUCGAACCCAAAGCUAGGGCCCCGCCCCAGACCAUUGCCUAAGAAGGGACCCUAAUCCAACAUUUAAAUUUCCUCAAUUUCACAACACUCGCCGAACGUGGAAAUUUGGGAGGAGGGCGCCGCGAGGAAAAAGGAGAAAAGGGAAGGAAAGGGACGGUGGAGAGAAAGGGAAGAAGAAAGGAACAGAGACGGGGCACAUGCAAACAGCCGGGAGCGGACCGGCCGGGUUCCUUUCAAGGUUUUGGACUAAAUUUCGCGUCUCCUUUUAAGCCAUUGUUUAAAUCCCCAAAGCGAUAACAAACCCUACUGAAGCGGCGUGCUGGGAGGGAAGGCGGAGGAACUAGACCCUUAGAGAGGCUGGGGCGGGGGGCAUCUCUCCACUCCUCAGCCCGCGCGAAGAGAAGAACCGCACCGGGCGCUUCCCGCAGCGCCGGGGCUCAUCAGCCGCCGCCACGUGGGCUGGGGCUUCAGCUCCCGGCCCGAGACGGGUGUGACUUCUUGGGCUCGGAGACAGCUGCACUACGGGACCGGCAGUCGCUCUGCGCAGAGGCUGGCGGGGCGCCGCCUGGGUCCCCGCCCAGAGGCCAGUGGGGGCGUGGCUUUAGUCCUUCCGCGGGACAGGGGCGGGGCGGGGAGAGCGGAGCGGCGGCGCACCCAGCGCUUAGGCUCCGGGAGGCUGCUGGAGCCGACCAGACUUCUAUCCUGACGGCGCUAAACACUCUUAUUAAAUAAAAAACCAUCUGAAUUUUUUUUGCCUUGCUUCUUGGGAGUGGUAGGAGGAGUUUUCCCCUUGCGACAGAAAAGAAGUAAAGAUUUACUCCAAGCAAACAUUUUUGGCAGAAAUAUGAGACGAGUUUAUCCUGUGAUCCAUAUAUUGACUUUAAAGAUCACUUUUAGUCAAUUACAGGAUAAUCACCUUCCAUACGUCCUAAAGAGUUCGUCUAGCAUGGCAAACAAUUGCCAUUGAAAGGACUGAUAGAUUCCAUGAGCGCAAACCUUAGGGGCUGUGAGUGUAACUCUGGUCCCUUUGCAUGAGGAGCUUUAGCUCGGGCCCGGCCCAUAGUGGGAGCUCAGCUCAUAUUUAUGAAAUGACUGAGCUAGUGACUUGGGGGAAUGCGGCCCAGAGUUGAUGCCGCCACUUAGUGCUACAUUUUAGACUCUCCUACUUCUUCGCUUUAUCUUGGAAGAACAGAGUUUUAAUGAUCUAUUCCAUCUCCAAUUCUGACAUCUAAUUGAUCCCCUUUCCCUUCCUUUUUGACUCCUAAAAGCUGUGACCUAAAUUCUUUUAAACACUGCUUGGCAAUUGUGCCAACCCUACAGUGAAAAUAUUCCUCUAAAGACCUAAAAUGGGAUGUUUUGAGUCUAAUAUAAAAAUAGGAAGGCGUCAAUGGAAGCAACAACUAGUUUUCUGAGAUAAAAUCUGUGCCAGUUUGGGGAGUAUGUAACCUGGGAUGUGAGGGCAUAUCAAGCAGAAGGUCUCGGAGGCUGACUUCAGGUUCUGAGUUCUAUGUGAAAAAAGGAAGAUUUUACAAUUGUAUGUGCCUGUCCCAACUAAACUGCAAAGGGUUCCACGGAUUCCAAAGUGGCUGAGCAAUUACUUGCUCCAGCAGGAAGUCCACAGUCCUUCAUCUUGUGGGUGGUGGGAAGAGGGAGGAGAUUCAAGAAAUUUGCUAAAGAUUUGUGUAAGAAUUCAAAGUUUCGCUUUGUUUUCCUUAGUAGAUAAAAUAUAUAUAUAUAUAUAAAGUUAGCCCUAAAUUGUAUUUCCUGCUUUUAAUUUCAAGUUUAAAAAGAUUUAACUUUAAUUCAAAUUUAAAGUUUGAAAAGAAUCCCCCUAGAUUUAUAUAUGUUUACAAACAUAGGUUUCUUCUUUUUCCCUGUGCCUACAAACUGGAAGGAAAUACCUGUGCUAUCCUAAGAUACCUAUAUCUGCACCCUUGUAAAUUGUUUGGAAAGGACCUAAAAAGUUAAUUUAAGGCUGAAUAUGAUUAAUGUUAAAGAUAUAGUCAUUGUUCUUUCUUUCUUCACAUUAUUACUCUUAAAUACUUUGUGGUUAAUGAUUGGUCAGUAAUUGAACAUCAGAGCCUUUGAGAGCACAAAGAUCAACCAACACUGUCACCCAACAGCCAUAUAACUAAGCUCUUUUUGCCUAGUGGGAUUCAAACAUUUUUAUUGACUUUAUUCAUGGACAAACAUCACUAGAUACUGUAUUUAAAAUGGGAUAUUGCCCUGUGACUGAACAGAACUUCUCCAGACCCAUGGUUCUUUUGAGGAAGAGAAUGAAUGACUGUAGUAGGCUAUUAUUCCACCACCCACCUAGAGAAACCAGUUAGGACUCACAAAUACUCAUUGUUGGGGGUUACUGGCUCUGGUACGAGAAAACAUGCUGAUUGUUGCAUAGGUCUGUACUUUACCAGAAAACACAAGGCCCGUACUCUCUCUGAUUUGGAAUCAGAACAAGGAGAAGUAGAGAUAAAUGUCUUGGCCAAGCUCCACUUCAGUUAGUGAACGUUUGCCAGUUUCCUCUGGUAGCCUAAAUGUGGUUAAUUACUUAUAUAUACAUUUAUACAUUUAUAUUAUGUAUAUGUUCUCCAGGGUAUUUGGCUGCCAUGUUCUUAUCACUGAAUGUGCCAGGGGUGGUUCUAUUUCAGUGGUCAGUGCAAAGCAUCUUUAUCUAAUGUUGCUUGUUUGUUGUGUUUCCCUGAAAUGCCUCUGGAUAG
Delphinapterus leucas (beluga whale) is the source of this 4092-nucleotide messenger RNA. NCBI's taxonomy places the organism in Eukaryota, Metazoa, Chordata, Mammalia, Artiodactyla, Monodontidae. The record is from RefSeq and is a predicted model, not a curated record.